Messenger RNA from Astrephomene gubernaculifera, 4816 nucleotides. NCBI's taxonomy places the organism in Eukaryota, Viridiplantae, Chlorophyta, Chlorophyceae, Chlamydomonadales, Astrephomenaceae. The record is from the annotation of a GenBank genome assembly.
CCUCAGCACAGUUGUUACUUCUUUGGUUUCUUUUGAUUUACUGCACGCGCACAGGCGCGGGCGGCGGCGCAUUUGGCAAGGCCGUUUGUGACUGGUUAUAAUUUCUUCAGCGUAAACGUUGCAAACGAGUAUGUAUACAAUCCAGGCCCCUCCGGGGCACCCGGGACAGCCAGCGGUGCUAGUCGCGUGCGCUUUUCUUGAGCAGCAGGUCACGAUUGAAGCGCCAGAUGCCGAUCUGCAGGCACCAGUCUUGAAGGCAGGGGAGCACAGUGUGCAUGGCACAAGCGAAAUCCUGCGUUAUGUUGCCAGCCAGCACGCCGGCAACUCCCUCUACCCUGACAACCUAAAGGCCUCCAUUGACAAGUGGCUGGAGGUGGGCGCCACCUGCGAGGCGGGCGCGCUGGCCUGGGUUGAGCCCUUCGCAGCCAAGGCGGACGAUGCGGCCCGCUCCGCCGCCCAGGCCUCCCUGACCACCGCCCUGGAGCAGAUCAAAGUGGACCUGGGCCAGCAGGAGCGCACGUUCCUGCUGGGCUCCGCCCCCACGCUGGCCGACGUGUCCCUGGCCGCCGCGCUGAGCCCACUGGCGGAGUCGGUGCUGGGCCGGCCGCUGCAGGCGCACUUCGCCCCCGUGCUGGAGUGGCUGGCGGGCUGCAGGCGCCUGCCGCAGUUCAGCAAGGCGCUGGGCGCCCUGACGCUGUGUGCGGCGGAGGAGGAGUGGGUGCAGCCGUCCAAGAAGGACGCGGCCGGCAAGAAGAAGAAGGGCAAGGGCGCCGCUGUGGCUCCCACUGCUGACGGUGUGGACGGCAAGCCCGCAGCCGCUGCUGACCCUGCUGCUGCUGCUGCUGCUCAGGCGGAGCUGGACCCGGAGAAGGCAGCGAAGAAGGCCGCCAAGGACGCUGAGAAGGCAGCCAAGCUGGCCAAGUUCGCUGCCAAGAAGGCGGCGGAGGAGGCGGCAAAGGCGGCCAAGGGAGGGGGCGCUGCGGAUGCGGGAGAGGACAAGAAGGCCAAGGAGAAGGCGGAGGCGGAGGCGAAGAAGAAGGCGGAGGCGGAGGAGGUGGCCUCCCUGAUUGCCGCCGCGCAGUCCACUCCCAAGGGCGAGAAGAAGCAGCUGCCCGAGUCCAUGUACAAGGCCUACCACCCCAAGAUGGUGGAGGCGGCCUGGUACGAGUGGUGGGAGCAGUGCGGCUUCUUCAAGCCCGACCCCGCCGCUGUCGACAAGCCGCCCUUCGUGAUCGUCAUCCCGCCGCCCAACGUGACGGGGGCGCUGCACAUCGGCCACGCGCUCACAAACUCCAUCCAGGACACAAUUGCCCGCUGGCGCCGCAUGAGCGGCUACAACACGCUGUGGGUGCCGGGCACCGACCACGCGGGCAUCGCCACGCAGACGGUGGUGGAGAAGAAGCUGCAGCGGGAGAAGGGGGUCACGCGCCAUGACCUGGGUCGCGACGCCUUCCUGGGCGAGGUGUGGCAGUGGGUGGAUCAGUACGGCCACCGCAUCCACGACCAGCUGCGCCGGCUGGGGUCCUCGGUGGACUGGUCGCGAUGCGUGUUCACCAUGGACGAUAAGCUCAGCCGUGCCGUGCUGGAGGCGUUUGUGCGCAUGUUCGAGGGCGGCUGCAUCUACCGCGACAACCGGCUGGUCAACUGGUGCUGCCGGCUCAAGACGGCGGUCAGCGACAUCGAGGUGGACUACAUCGACAUUCCCAAGCGCACCCUAAUGAACGUGCCCGGCUACUCCGAGCCCGUGGAGUUCGGCGUGCUCACCUCCUUCGCCUACCCGCUGGAGGACGGCAGCGGGGAGGUCGUGGUCGCAACCACCCGCCCCGAAACCAUGCUGGGAGACACGGCGGUUGCCGUACACCCCGAGGACCCGCGCUACACCGCCAUGCACGGCAAGUUUGUCGUGCACCCGGUCAGCGGGCGGCGCAUCCCCAUCAUCUGCGAUGCGGAGCUGGUGGACAUGGCGUUCGGAACGGGUGCCGUCAAGGUCACCCCCGCGCACGACCCCAACGACUUCGCCACCGGCAAGCGCCACGGCCUGGAGUUCAUCAACAUAUUCGAUGACAACGGCCUCAUCAACGCGCAGGGAGGGCCCUUCGAGGGUCAGCCGCGCUUUAAGGCCCGUGUCACGGUGGUGGACAUGCUGCGGGAGAAGGGGCUGUUCCGAGGCACCUCCGACAACCCCAUGCGGCUGGGGCUGUGCAGCCGAUCCAAGGACGUCAUCGAGCCGGUGCUGAAGCCGCAGUGGUGGGUGAACUGCAAGGACAUGGCGGCCGCCUCCUGCCAGGCGGUGCGCGACGGCAGCCUGCAGAUCAUUCCCAAGGAGUUUGAGGCGGUGUGGUUCCGGUGGUUGGAGAACAUCCGCGACUGGUGCAUCAGCCGGCAGCUGUGGUGGGGACACCGCAUCCCCGCCUACUACGUCAUCUUCGAGGGCGAGGACUCCAAGGCCUCCGGCAGUCCCGGCAUGCCCUCCGAGGACAUGGGCCGCUGGGUGUGCGGCCGCACGCGCGAGGAGGCGCAGGCGGCCGCGGCGGCCAAGUACCCGGGCCGCGCCUUCAGCCUGGUGCAGGACGAGGAUGUGCUGGACACAUGGUUCUCCUCGGGCCUGUUCCCCUUCUCCGUGAUGGGCUGGCCCGACGCCACCCCCGACCUGUCCGCCUUCUACCCCACCAGCCUGCUGGAGACGGGGCACGACAUCCUGUUCUUCUGGGUGGCGCGCAUGGUCAUGAUGGGCAUACAGCUGACGGGCCAGGUGCCCUUCAAGCAGGUCUACCUGCACGCCAUGGUCCGCGACGCGCACGGGCGCAAGAUGUCCAAGUCGCUGGGCAACGUGAUCGACCCGCUGCACGUCAUCGAGGGCAUCACCCUGCCCGGGCUUCAUGACACGCUGGCGGGGGGCAACCUGGACCCCAAGGAGAUCGAGCGCGCCAAGGCGGGCCAGCAGGCGGACUUUCCGGACGGCAUCGAGGAGUGCGGCACGGAUGCGCUGCGCUUUGCGCUGGUGGCGUACACCGCGCAGGCCCGUGACAUCAACCUGGACAUCAAGCGUGUGGUUGCCUACCGCCACUGGUGCAACAAGCUGUGGAACGCCAUCAAGUUCGCCAUGAUGAACCUGCCGCCCGGGUUCGAGCCCCCCCGGCAGCAGCUGGUGGCGGCGGACUGCCCGCCCGCCUGCCGCUGGAUCCUGUCGCGCCUCAACAACGCCAUUGGCGUCAUUGUGCAGGCCAUGGAGGCGUACGACUUCUCCACCGCCACGCAGCGCGUGUACGCGCUGUGGCAGAACGAGCUGUGCGAUGUGUUUAUCGAGGUCAUGAAGCCCGUGAUGGCCUUCGAUGACAGCAAGCCCGAGCUGGCCGCCGCCAAGCGCCUGACUCGCGAGACGCUGUGGACCUGUCUGGACGCGGGUCUGCGGCUGCUGCACCCCUUCAUGCCCUUUGUCACGGAGGAGCUGUGGCAGCGCCUGCCGCGGCACCCGGACAUGGCCUCCUACGCCAGCAUCAUGCUGACCCCCUACCCCGCCCCCAGCGCCGCCUGGGACUGCCCCGCGGCGGAGCGGGCCAUGGAGUUCGCGCUGGCCACUGUGGGCGCGGUUCGCAAGAUGCGCAGCGACUACGGGCUCACCAAGCAGAAGCCGCACCUCUACGUGGCGUGCAGCGAUGAGGACAAGUGCUCUCAGCUGCGCUCGCUGCAGCUGGAGGUGGCCACCCUGUCCGCCUCCUGCGACGUGGCGCUGCUGGCGGCGGGCGAGGCGGCACCGCUGGGCUGCUCGGUGGGCAUCGUGGACGAGGCCACCACUGUGCACAUGGGGCUCAAGGGCAUCCUGGAUCCGGCGCUGGAGAUCGCCAAGCUGGAGAAGAAGUCUACUGAGGUGGCCGGGCGUAUCGAGCAGCUGAAGAAGAAGAUGUCGCUGCCCGCCUACGACAAAACCCCCGAGGACGUCAAGGCGGCGGAUGCGGAGAAGCUGGCCAAGGCGGAGGCGGAGCAGGCGGCAGCGGCGGCGGCGACGGAAGCCAUGAAGACGCUGCUGGCGGCGUCGUGAGGGCAGUUGUGAGGGCGGCGGUGGUGGUUAGGAGGGGGUUAGGGGAUGGGGUGAGGAGGGUGGGGGAUGCUCUUAAUGGUGGGUGUUUGGCAUGAGUGUGGAGUUUUGAGAGGGGUUUGGAUGCGAGUGCGUGCGAGGUGUGAGGAGAGUGGUGGGUUUGUGUAACUGGGGGCUGGGGAAGGGAUUGACUUUCGGAAUGCAUUAGGGUUUCGCAUCGCUACUUUCGGUGCAGGAAUAGGUGAUGCUUCUUUCAGCUAUGAUGCCUAAGGAGCGGGUGAACAGCCGAGCUGAAUGGGGGGUUUGGGAUGCAGGAGGCGGCUGCCAUGAUUGGCUCAGACCUGCGAAGGACUGGCCACCGGUAUCGACGAUGCAGCGGUCCGAAUGCAGGGUUUGUGGCGUCUUGUAGUAGGUGUGAUAUCGAAGUGAGGGUGUGAACGUGAGCUGCUGCGUGCUCAUGGUAUCAGUGCGCGUUGAGGAGCCGGGAGGAGGAAGACCCAUGAGGAGUUGGUCCUUAAGGCCUUAUUGCCAGCCCUUAUGUAGUUAACAACGACUUGCAUGGCCCGUUUGUGAUGAGCGUUUUACCACCAUGCUAGGCUGUGCGGUCGGGCCAUGGGGAACGACUUACUGGGACACCUCAGUAGAGGUACCAACCGCCAUACCGGCCGUAAAGGCGAAAGGCGAAAGGAAACGAGCGUCGUGGGCUUGGGUAUGCCCGGACAGUGGUCUUAAUCGAAAGCGUCCCUCUUCCCUUCGUCAACCAUUCGUUCUGCUGAAGGC